Brachypodium distachyon (stiff brome) is the source of this 495-nucleotide messenger RNA. RefSeq lists its product as uncharacterized. The record is from RefSeq and is a predicted model, not a curated record. NCBI's taxonomy places the organism in Eukaryota, Viridiplantae, Streptophyta, Magnoliopsida, Poales, Poaceae. The transcript has 2 exons. Bases 1 to 495 code for a protein of 164 amino acids.
AUGAAUCUAGGAGCCAAUAUAGAUCAGGAUUGGACCUCCUCCGAGGUAGAGGAAGCAAGGUCGAUCAUCACUGGCGGAUAUCAUGAAGAGAACAAGAAGCUCAACAUCAUCAGUGAGCUUCAAGAAAAGUUCCCUUCAAAGCCCAUGCAUCAGGUAAGAGACUUGUACGUUGAUAUCUUCGUGGAGAUGAGUAUGACGCAGUGUCAAGAAAAGGAGUACGGUGGUGCCGAUAGAAUGCAUGGUGUCAUCUGCACCAUUGAUGGGCAUGUGAAUAAGAACUAUGGGGUACUGGAGGAGGAGGUCUCCAUGGACGACAAGGAGUUUUCGCAUGGUUUCCCAUUGAAACAUGCGGGAGUCGUGGAGACUAUGAAGGAGGUGCCGGUGCCGAAGGAGAACAAGGGAGAGGUGUUGGAGAACAAGAUGUCCAUCCAUCAGCCAGUUGAGCAUUGUACCAAAAGGUUUUGGACCACGGAGGAACACAGAAUAUAUGGAUAG